Molecule: messenger RNA, 339 nt
Organism: Darwinula stevensoni
Lineage: Eukaryota; Metazoa; Arthropoda; Ostracoda; Podocopida; Darwinulidae
Source: the annotation of a GenBank genome assembly
AUGCAGAGGCUGAAAGAAGAUCGCCUUGGAUAUAGCGAAAAGGAACUAGAUCCGUUCUUCAUUUGGGAAGAAACCUCAUCAAAGUUGGGGAAUCAUCCCUCCAGAAUUCAUAUCUUGGUUGCUGUCUAUGUAACGAAGACCAAACACGAGGGGAAAACAAAGAAAACACGUGGUACCCAGCAACAGGCAGGAAAGCAAACUCCCGAAGUUCUCAUAUUGGUCGAUCCCCAUGUUCGUCACCAGAGGAACUUAAUCCACGACCACAUUCUACCAUCAUCGCGGCUCCGUCAGAGUUCGAGCCGACGCGUCAAGAGGCCACGUAUCAUUAGGGCUACUUAA